AUGUGUAAGUGGACCAUUAUUGUCACCUUGCUCAACAUGUUCACUAGGGUUUUCCUCCUCACUGUCAUCAACGCCAACCACUGCAUUUCCAUGGCCUGCCCUGUGUGGUCCCGGAACCACAGGUCGCCCCGUCUGGCUUCUUUGGUUAUUCUGGUCAUAUGGGUCCUAUCCCUUGCAUUGAGCUUGCAGUACUGUAAUCUCAGAGAUUCCAUGAGCUCUUCUUCAGAAUGGAACGUCACCUCUGGCAAUCUGAACAGUGUCCAAGAGAACCUUUUGCUGAGAAAACAAAGGAUGAUGGCCCUUGUUGCUAUCCGCUUCCUGGUUGGGUUCCUGGUCCCAUUAGCCUUGAUCGUCAUCUGCUACAUUUUUCUAGCUGCCAAGCUGAGGAGAAGCCAUCUCACUCAGUCCAGGAAGCUCCUCAAUGUCCACCUUGUCCUGAUCCUGAUCUUUUACCUCUUCUGUCUCCCAUAUCACAUCUUCUACUUCCUGCAAGUCUCAGGUGAUGCACUACAUUCAGUGAUGGAAAAAUCCCUGGACAUGGGCAUCCUCUUUGCUGAUGGCCUGCUCUAUUUUCACAGCUGCCUCAUUCCCACUGUCUUCCUUCAUGGGCCAGGAGUUCAUGGGCUGCAGGGAAAAUGCAUUUAA
Molecule: messenger RNA, 645 nt
Organism: Gopherus flavomarginatus (Mexican gopher tortoise)
Lineage: Eukaryota; Metazoa; Chordata; Testudines; Testudinidae
Product: chemerin-like receptor 1
Exons: 1
Coding region: 1-645 (214 amino acids)
Biological process (GO): complement receptor mediated signaling pathway; inflammatory response; phospholipase C-activating G protein-coupled receptor signaling pathway
Cellular component (GO): plasma membrane
Molecular function (GO): N-formyl peptide receptor activity; complement receptor activity
Source: RefSeq, a predicted model, not a curated record